AUGAAGUUCACAGCUCUCCUCUGCACUCUCAUUGCGGCCACUGCCGUCAGUGCGUCCACAGUUCCUCGAGACGAGUUCCAGAUUCAGGACACCUGCGGAUCUGGCUAUGGCGGUGACCAAAGGCGUACGAACAGACUGGUGUGGUAUGUGAAUCCGUCCCAGUUGGAGGAUGAGACCAGCUUUGCUCACGGUUAUUCGUUUAAAAAGGUUGAGUGCCGGAAUGGUAGAUGGACUGAGAUCCAAGACUGCCAUGCUUCCACCUGCCACGGUACCAAUGAUGGCGCAGCCAGGUGCUAG
Aspergillus fumigatus Af293 is the source of this 297-nucleotide messenger RNA. The record is from RefSeq and is a predicted model, not a curated record. NCBI's taxonomy places the organism in Eukaryota, Fungi, Ascomycota, Eurotiomycetes, Eurotiales, Aspergillaceae.